AUGUCAUAUGACCCGGUGGAGCGAGUUGGCCGUAUCCAUACUGUUAUCUCGAGAUACUUCCGGUUUGUCAUGCUCUCUCACCGCUGGAGAGAAGGCGAACCGUCUCUGCGCGAUGUCCAAGGCCGCCCAUUGUAUGACAUGACACCAAUUGGGGGUGUCAAAAAACUCCAGAAGUUCUGUCUUACUGCUUUCAAGCGAGGUUACCUGUGGGGGUGGAGCGAUACAUGCUGCAUUGAUAAAAAUAGCAGUGCUGAGUUGCAAGAGGCGAUAGGAUCGAUGUUUGGAUGGUAUCGGCGUUCUGCUCUAACGAUCGUGUAUCUUGCAGAUGUUCCCGAGACUGGGUCAUUUGCUCCAAGCCAAUGGUUCGGACGCGGAUGGACCCUCCAAGAGCUACUGGCCUCCCACUCCAUUCUGUUCUACACUCGAACCUGGUCGCUCUACAAAAAUAUCGAAUCUUCCAAUCAUAAAGCAGAUGGUGUUGUACUAGAAGAACUCGAAAGAGCAACUGGAAUAGCAUCUCGGUUCGCUGACUUCGCUCCAGGUAUGGACGAUGCACGCUCGAGACUCCAAUGGGCAUCGUCGCGUCGUACCACCCGCCCCGAGGACAUUGCUUAUUCGCUUUUUGGGAUUUUCAACCUCUAUCUACCUGUUCUUUACGGCGAAUCUGCCGAAUUUGCUUUGGGUCGCCUCCUAGCCGAAGUCAUAUCACAAUCUGGGGAUAUCUCGAUUCUGGAUUGGGUCGGGAAGGCAUCG
Molecule: messenger RNA, 753 nt
Organism: Pisolithus orientalis
Lineage: Eukaryota; Fungi; Basidiomycota; Agaricomycetes; Boletales; Pisolithaceae
Exons: 1
Source: RefSeq, a predicted model, not a curated record